Colletotrichum phormii is the source of this 501-nucleotide messenger RNA. RefSeq lists its product as uncharacterized. Gene Ontology annotation, biological process: regulation of DNA-templated transcription. The record is from RefSeq and is a predicted model, not a curated record. The coding region runs from base 1 to 501 and encodes 166 amino acids. Gene Ontology annotation, cellular component: chromatin; nucleus. Gene Ontology annotation, molecular function: DNA binding. The transcript has 2 exons. NCBI's taxonomy places the organism in Eukaryota, Fungi, Ascomycota, Sordariomycetes, Glomerellales, Glomerellaceae.
AUGGCGCCAACUGUUGAGGAACCCGUGAAGCGCGGCCGCGGAAGACCCCCCAAAGCCGAUGGCCAGAAGAAGACGCCCUACGUCCCCACGGGACGUCCUCGUGGACGCCCAAAAGGCAGUGGAGGCGUGAAGAAGGCUGUCGCACCCGCUGCCACGACCGGCACCAAGACACGCGGUAGACCCAAGAAGGCCGACGACGCGACCGCGGCUACCCCCAAGAAGUCUGCCACGCCCAAGAAAGCGACACCAAAAUCUGCCGGCGCUGCUGGUCGCCGUGGCCGUCCUCGCAAGUCUGACGCUGCCACGCCCAAGGCUGAGUCUGCCAAGAAGGGCAAGGCUGCCAAAGAGGAGUCUCCCGCCGACUCCGACUCGGAGGACGGAGAGGAAGCACAGGAAACUAAGGAAGACGCCGCGAUGAAGUCGCCCUCCGACGUCGCGGACUCUGCCGAAGAGGUGCGUCCCUGGCUGCCAUCGAGAAUGAUACGAGGAAUAUUCGGCUGA